AUGGCACCAGAAGGCAAAAACAACACAACUGAAGUCAUAAUUUCCUGUCAACCAAACUUUACCUGCGAUUUACUGAGAAUAUUCCCUUACUUGAUAGCUGUUGUCAUCAUAUGUGGAAACCUCCUCAUAAUCAUGUCUGUCAUUUAUUUCAAACAGCUUCACACUCCUACUAACUAUCUCAUUUUCUCCCUGGCUGUGUCGGACUUACUUGUGGGUCUUUUAAUCAUUCCUCUCAGCAGAGAAUUCAGUAAGGAUUACUGUAAGACGCAUGGAGGUUUGGUUUGUAGAGCGCAACAAUGCUUUAAAGUAACACUGACCACAGCUUCUAUUCUGAAUUUAAUGUGUAUUUCCAUAGACAGAUACUACGCAGUGUGUAAACCUCUGCUGUAUAAAACUACAAUCACUGUUAGUGUCGUUGUGUUCAUGAUCUUGUUGAGUUGGAGUUCUUCAUUUCUACUGUCUGUUGGUUUUGUGUUUGCAACCUUACACUAUGCAAAAUGCGGAGAAGAAUGUUAUAUUUAUGUUUUUAUGGUGAAUGUUUCAGGGCCCAUUUUAACCUUUUACCUUCCUAUGAUCAUAACCCUAUGCAUAUACGCAAAGAUCUUCUUUGUAGCACAGAAACAGGCACGCAGCAUCCAAAACAGAACCUAUCCCAGCAGGACGCCAGGAGCAACUGUCAGGAAGAUGGAGAGCAAGGCCACUAAAACUCUGGCUAUAGUUAUUAGCGCCUUCUUACUCUGUUGUAGUCCUUUCUUUAUAUUCAUUAUGAUAUCUUUUAUCAGCAAGGUGUCAGUGAGAUUUGUGGGAGCUGAAGUUCUUUCCUGGCUGGUAAUGUCAAAUUCAAUGCUCAACCCUUUUAUUUAUGCCUUCUUUUACAGCUGGUACAGGUCUGCCUUUAAAAAAGUUAUAUCUGGAAAAAUAUGUCGAAGUGAUUGUUCAGACACCAGACUUGAAUAA
Molecule: messenger RNA, 957 nt
Organism: Nerophis lumbriciformis (worm pipefish)
Lineage: Eukaryota; Metazoa; Chordata; Actinopteri; Syngnathiformes; Syngnathidae
Product: trace amine-associated receptor 1-like
Biological process (GO): G protein-coupled receptor signaling pathway
Cellular component (GO): membrane
Molecular function (GO): trace-amine receptor activity
Source: RefSeq, a predicted model, not a curated record